AUGCCAGGGCUUGCUCUAAUCGUAAUUCUGGCAAAAGUUAUUGAUGCUCAGCUUUAUCCUACUCUGAUACAAUCUCGACCUCUCUAUCUACCAGCAAAUGUGCCACCGAAUCUGCAGGUAGGGGUAAGAGAAUUUGCUUGAAA
Messenger RNA from Strongylus vulgaris, 143 nucleotides. Lineage: Eukaryota; Metazoa; Nematoda; Chromadorea; Rhabditida; Strongylidae. The record is from the annotation of a GenBank genome assembly.